Molecule: messenger RNA, 1236 nt
Organism: Ogataea angusta
Lineage: Eukaryota; Fungi; Ascomycota; Pichiomycetes; Pichiales; Pichiaceae
Exons: 1
Coding region: 1-1236 (411 amino acids)
Molecular function (GO): hydrolase activity
Source: RefSeq, a predicted model, not a curated record
AUGUUGGAGCUGCCGCAACUGAACGAGAAGGAGUGUCUGGGCUUCCUGUCCAACUUCAUCAAGAUCCAUUCGCAAUCCAGAACCCCGGGCGAGAUCGAUGCCGUCCACUAUAUGACUCGUGCCAUGCAAGAUAUUGGCCUGAAAGCGGAGAGUCUGGAGUUUACCGACCAGGCCGACGGCAUGAAGAGGUAUAACUCUGUUGGUGUUUGGGAGGGCACAAACAAGUAUGAGGGGAAGAAACUGCUUUUCAACGGCCAUGUGGAUGUGAACCCUGUUACUGAGGGCUGGACGGUCGAUCCGUAUGAGGGCAAGGUGGACGAUAACUUCAUUUACGGUAUUGGUGUCAGCAACAUGAAAUCUGGCUGUUGUGCCUACUACAUGGCUGUCAAGACGCUCAAGGAGGCCGGAUUCCAGAUUUCCAAGGACUUGACGCUGACGUUUGUCGUUGGUGAACUCCAAGGUGGUGCGGGAACCAUGGCGUUGCUGGCACAGAAGGUUAUAACCAAGGACUCAGCAGACUUUUUCAUCAACUGCGAGCCGACCGAUGUUUAUGCUUUGGUGAUGCACGCUGGCUCGGCGAUUUUCAAGGUCAACGUUGUCGGGGACACUCGCCACAUGUCCAAACGUGAAGAGGCCACAGACUCGAUUCUGGCCUCAAUGGACGCGAUCCACCGGCUUACGGACCUAAAGUUCUCCAAGGCACGUUCCGCCACGCACGAGAGCGUCAACAGAUGCCACGUCGGGACCAUCAGAGGCGGCUUGGGCAGAAGCUACGAGACGUGGCGGCCUCCACAGGUGGCAGAUUUUGUUACAUUCACCGGAGCGGCCAGAUACGCACCAGGCCAGAACGAAGAAAUAGUGCUCGAGGAUCUGGAGACAGAGCUCAAGAAGACGCAGGAAAAGUUCCCGAAGAUGAAGUAUGAGCUGAGCCUGGAGAAACGCGACUUCAUGCCUCCGUUCGAGGUCGACCCCAAGGCGGAGAUUGUGCAGCUUCUCAACCAGUGCUACAGGAAGGUUCGCGGCGUGGACCAGCCUACGGGCGCGCUCAAGCCGCCUUGUUUCUACGGGAGCGAUGCUGGCCACCUUUACGAGAAGCUGGGCAUGGAAGGAAUUGUGUGUGGGCCGGGUGGCAAGUACAACACCAUGCCAGACGAAAGGGUCGACAUCCCAGACUAUUUGGACUGUAUUCGCGUCUUUAUGGAGGUUAUAGUUUCUGCAUGCGGCGGAUAUAAAUGA